GAAACGCCCGCAAGAUAGAGUACACAUUAUAUUGUUUGUAUGCAUAUGAUCAUCCACAGCAAUCACUUUAACGGAGAUAUCUGGGUUGUUGGUUUGUGUGGCUUGGUGAGCGUAUUCACGAGCAAACGGUUGAACUAUACAGUACGCCCCCCGAUCGACUUACUUAUUCCUGGCAUGUCCUGUAUGGCAAUAGAAAUUAACAUGAUCUGCAACAUUCACCUUCCAGAGACAACUUUCGCCGGGAACAAUGCCCAGUCACAUCAUGGUUAGAAAUUUAAGAAUGAGAAUUACAUGGGGCUAUACAUCAUAGAUGUGCUCAAACACGAUUCGAAUUCUCUUUCCUCUCUCUUCGACACUCAAUUCGUCUGGCAAGCCAUGCAAGAUUACAAGACCUACGUCCAAAUUCUCAUUUAUUUAGGGUUACUUAUCCCCGGUUAUGCCAUCGCCCUCUUUUCGCCAACCAUCAUCAACGAGCUUGGCUACUCUGCUGCGAAUGCCCAGCUUCUCUCAGUCCCACCAUUUGUUGCCGGCGCUAUCGCAACAAUCAUAGUCGGAAUCCAUUCUGACAAGCACAAUCUUCGUGGCCCGUACAUCAUCGGCGGUGCGGUCGUGUCUCUUGUGGGAUACAUCUUACUAUAUUGCUCCGUACAAGCUGGUCCAUCAUACGUCGGAGUUUGUCUAGCUGCUGCAGGAAAUUAUCCGACCGUCGCAGUCAUUCUUGCUUGGGCAGGCUCAAAUGCGGGAGGCGACUUAAAGCGUGGAGUCGUACUAGCAAUGGUCAUUGGUAUUAGUAACCUAGGAGGUGUCUGCUCGUCCUUCAUCUAUAUCGAUCCGCCACGUUUCCACAUCGGACAUGGCACCAACAUGGGAUUUCUUUCUCUUUCAAUCAUCAUUUGUAUCUUCGCUAUGGGGAACUACGACCGGCUGAACAGAAAGAAAGAAGCGCAGUGUCUGGCGGAAAACAUUGGCGAUGAUAGAAGAUACGAAUUCAAAGACAUGGGCGAUGCCAGCCCGCUUUUCAGGUAUACCAUAUGAAACAUACAGCUAAAUCAAGUUGUCCUUAGCGUUUUUUGAUAUCACCUCAGGAAUAAGGCGCACCUACAUCUCAU
Molecule: messenger RNA, 1109 nt
Organism: Suillus fuscotomentosus
Lineage: Eukaryota; Fungi; Basidiomycota; Agaricomycetes; Boletales; Suillaceae
Product: major facilitator superfamily domain-containing protein
Exons: 5
Coding region: 292-1035 (247 amino acids)
Cellular component (GO): membrane
Molecular function (GO): transmembrane transporter activity
Source: RefSeq, a predicted model, not a curated record